AUGGAUUUACUUGUUGUACAGCGCGAUGCCAAAUCGCAUAAUACUGUGCGCAUUGCGGACAAUGUGGAACAAGAUGAACACUUUUUUCCAGUUCCAAUACAAACUACUUCAUCGAGCACAUCAUCUGCAUUUAUUGCCCGUACGGUGGAUGUCCGUCGUACUUCGUUGCACGGAAAACCCCUGCCUGUGCGACAAUGUCGAACAGAUGUGCGCUAUAGGAGAUUACAGGCGAAGCUGUAUAAUUUUUUGGAGAGACCAAAAACAUGGAAUUCUAUGAUCUAUCACGUUGCUGUGUCAAUAGUCACGAUCCUAGAGUUCGUCAAGCUCGCUGCUAAAAUAUUCCCGAUGGCGACUGAAGGGGCGAAACCGGUCGUAGGCUGUCGACGGAUUUUCAGCAACCUUAUGAGAUACACAAAGAUAUAUAUUAUACAAAGAUAUAAAAGUAUCGCGAUAUUUCAAAUACCGUAG
Opisthorchis viverrini is the source of this 468-nucleotide messenger RNA. RefSeq lists its product as hypothetical. The transcript is spliced from 3 exons. Bases 1 to 468 code for a protein of 155 amino acids. Lineage: Eukaryota; Metazoa; Platyhelminthes; Trematoda; Opisthorchiida; Opisthorchiidae. The record is from RefSeq and is a predicted model, not a curated record.